GAUUAUAAAAAUAAUCUAUUUUUCGCUUGUUGAAUAGUUUUUUUCUUUCUUAUUAAUAAAAUUUUUGUUAGAUAUUUAAGUAUAGUAGUUAAAAAUGUCUUCAAGAACGUUGCGCCAUUCUUGGAAGAGGUUUGUACAUACCAGAUCACGACUUCAAAAUCAUGUCAAAUGGUUAGAACCAAGUGGAAGUAUAUCAGAUAUUGUGAUUUUCAACCCUGUAGCAAAAGCUAAAACACCACUGAUAUUAAAAAAUAAUAACGUGGCCACGUGGUACAUGUGUGGGCCGACAAUUUAUGAUUCCGCUCAUAUUGGGCAUGCUAGUACAUAUGUCAAAUUUGAUAUUAUACGCCGAAUAUUGUCAGAAUUUUUUGAUAUUAAUGUUGUACUUGUUAUGGGCAUGACAGAUAUUGAUGACAAGAUAAUUAUUAAAUCAAAAGUAACUGGUAAAAAUUGGCAGGACCUUACAAAACAUUACAAAGAUGAAUUCUUUAGAGACAUGGAGUUGUUACAUGUUUCUAAACCAUUGAUGACUUGUAAAGUCACUGAUUAUAUACCAGAGAUUGUUUCUUUCAUUAAAAAAAUUGUAGACAAAGGUGGAGCAUAUGUUGGAAAAGAUGGCUCUGUAUAUUUUGAUACCUUAAAGUACCCUUAUUAUGGAAAAUUAGCAGUUCCUCUGCCAGAAGAGUCUCACGUAAUUAAAAAAUCAUCCUUAGAUUUUGCCCUCUGGAAAUCAGUAAAAGAAAAUGAACCAUACUGGGAGAGUCCUUGGGGUAAAGGUAGACCAGGUUGGCAUAUAGAGUGCAGUGCAAUCGCAAGUGCAGUUUUAGGAAGCAAUAUUGACAUACAUAGUGGAGGUAUAGAUCUAGCAUUCCCUCAUCAUGAAAAUGAAGAAGCCCAGUCUUGCUGCUAUCAUGACAAUAAUCAAUGGAUCAAUUAUUGGCUACACACAGGACUUUUAAAUGUACAAGGAGAUAUUAAAAUGUCUAAAAGCCUACAAAAUACAAUAAGUAUCCCUACUCUUUUAGAAAAAUAUUCUGCAAAUGAAUUCAGGAUGCUUUGCCUUCUUAGUCAUUAUAGAUCAAAUGUUACAUUUUCUGUUGAUCUUAUAAAAAAUGCUGUCACUAUUUCAAAAAAGUUUGAAUUUUUCCUCAGUGAUUGCAACAAUUACAUUUCUGGAAAGUUAGAUAAUAUAAAUAUAAAUGAAUCUGAAUUGCUUAAGUGUUUGGAAGAAACCAGAAAUAAAGUAAAAUCUUUUCUUGCUAACGAUUUUCAUACACCAUUAGCUUUGCAAGCUGUUUCCAAUUUAAUUGCUGUUAGCAAUCAAAUGUUUCAGAAAAAGUCAUUAACAAUUACAUCAAGAAGUCCUGCAAGUGUUGCAGCUGUUUCAAAUUAUGUUCAAACAUUUAUGUCAAAGCUAGGAUUCAAAAAACAUCAAAGUUCUACAGAAAAUAAUGAUAUUUCUAAAAUAUUAGAUCAUGUUGUUGAUUUCAGAAAUGAAGUUAGAGCAAAAGCUCUUGCCAAAAAUGAAAAAGAUAUUGAAAUUCUGAAAAGUUGUGAUAGUUUCAGGAAAAAUCUAUCAGGCUGUGGUGUGGAUAUAAGGGUAAAUGAAAAAAUAAUUAUAUCUUUAUGUAAGUUAAAAUGUUCAAUCAAAUGUUACUGAAUGAAAUUUUUUUAGGAUCUACAAGAAAAAUCUAGUUGGACAAUAAGAAGCAGAUAAAAUUAAAUACUUUCAUACAUGUAAAUAACAUUUAUUACCUACUAUUAAAAUUGUAAAUUUAAC
Messenger RNA from Phymastichus coffea, 1780 nucleotides. It is a transcript of the gene CysRS-m, whose product is annotated as probable cysteine--tRNA ligase, mitochondrial. Bases 95 to 1660 code for a protein of 521 amino acids. Gene Ontology annotation, molecular function: ATP binding; cysteine-tRNA ligase activity. Gene Ontology annotation, cellular component: cytoplasm. The transcript is spliced from 7 exons. Gene Ontology annotation, biological process: cysteinyl-tRNA aminoacylation. Lineage: Eukaryota; Metazoa; Arthropoda; Insecta; Hymenoptera; Eulophidae. The record is from RefSeq and is a predicted model, not a curated record.